AUGGGCCCCAUGCCCAAUAGUGCAACCACCCCACACCGCCCUGCCAGCUACCCAGCCCUCUCCCCUCCCCUCUCCUUAUCCGAUCGAACGCCUCCCCCGAACGGCUGUGCUGAGCUCGUCCUCGUCAAAAACAAACAGGGUCAAACACUGUCAGAACCGAUCAUCGAGAAACAUACCAGCGCAGGCGAAGAUGAAGACUUUGCCUUCGGCGUCUCCGAGAUGCAAGGCUGGCGAUUGACUAUGGAAGACGCACACGCUGCCGUAUUGGAUCUCAACCGUGCCCCUCCGAAUUCGUCCUCAACCCCCUCCGUUUCUACAGACCCUUCGAAGAAGCGUACGAGGUUCUUUGCGGUAUAUGAUGGUCAUGGCGGCGCGACUGUCGCCAAAUUUUCCGGCGAUACCGUCCAUUUCAGAUUACGCUCUACACCCCAAUACCAGAGUGGAGAUUACGAGGCUGCACUCAAACGAGCCUUCCUGGCCACCGAUGAGGACCUCCGUAGCAAUCCGGAUUUCGCCAACGAUCCCUCCGGGUGUACCGCUGUUGCUGCGCUAAUCACACCCGACGGCAAAAUAUUAGUGGCCAAUGCUGGGGAUUCACGAUCGGUCCUGUGUGUUAAUGGUGUCGCAGAACCCAUGUCGCACGAUCACAAGCCCGUCAACCGGGACGAGAACAAUCGGAUCGUCGCUGCUGGUGGAUUUGUGGAGUUCGGACGAGUGAAUGGUAAUCUGGCACUUUCUAGGGCUAUCGGGGACUUCGAAUUCAAGCAAAACAAGGACUUGUCCCCCGAAGCCCAAGUGGUCACUGCCAAUCCUGACAUCUUGACCCAUCAGAUCACGGUAGAGGAUGAGUUUUUAAUCUUGGCAUGUGAUGGUAUUUGGGAUGUCUAUUCUAACCAACAAGUGGUUGAUCGAGUCCGACGACUACUUGGGGAGCGUAAAACGCUCGAACAAGUAGCUGAGCAGAUGAUCGAUUACUGUCUUGCUCCGGAUUGCGAAUGGGGCGGAGUAGGAUGCGACAACAUGACGUUUAUGGUUGUGGCUAUCUUAGGCGGGAAGACGAAGGAGCAAUGGUACGAUAUGAUCUGCCAGCGACUGGAGCGUGGGGAGGGACACCAGACACCAAGCAAUUUCCCACAGCCAUACGCCCGGGGACCUCGAGGAGAGAUGAUACCGAAUAUCAUGAGAUUGGGCGACAGCCCCGACGAUCGCACAAGCCCGCCUGGCUACAAUCAGGACUCCGAAGACCACAGCACCAACGCUGCUUCCGGUAACACAGGCAGCAGCCUCUUCUCUCUCGCUCCAGUCAGCAUCAUCGAGGCUCUCAGUCGGUAA
Puccinia triticina is the source of this 1332-nucleotide messenger RNA. RefSeq lists its product as uncharacterized. The transcript has 10 exons. Gene Ontology annotation, molecular function: protein serine/threonine phosphatase activity; cation binding. Lineage: Eukaryota; Fungi; Basidiomycota; Pucciniomycetes; Pucciniales; Pucciniaceae. The record is from RefSeq and is a predicted model, not a curated record. Gene Ontology annotation, biological process: protein dephosphorylation. Bases 1 to 1332 code for a protein of 443 amino acids.